AUUCCCAGCUCCGAAUCCGACGCGCGCACUCGCCCACCCAACCCAUCCAUCCCAAGCGCGGGCGCCGGCGAGGUGGGCAGCAGCAUCCGCGAUGGCGACCAUCACCACGCAGCUCCGGUCGGCGCUGCUGUCGCCGGCGGCGUCGCCGAGGCGCCGGGGCAGGCGCGCGCCGUCCUCCGUGCGCUGCGACUCCUCGGCGGCGUCGUCGUCGUCGGCGGCCCAGUCGCUCGACGCCGAGUUCGACAAGAAGGCCUUCCGCCACAACCUCACCCGCAGCGACAACUACAACCGCAAGGGGUUCGGCCACAAGAAGGAGACGCUCGAGCUCAUGAGCCAGGAGUACACCAGCGACGUGAUCAAGACGCUCAAGGAGAACGGCAACCAGUACUCGUGGGGCCCCGUCACGGUGAAGCUGGCGGAGGCGUACGGCUUCUGCUGGGGCGUCGAGCGCGCCGUGCAGAUCGCCUACGAGGCGCGCAAGCAGUUCCCCGACGACCGCAUCUGGCUCACCAACGAGAUCAUCCACAACCCCACCGUUAACAAGAGGUUGGAGGACAUGGGCGUCCAGAACAUUCCUGUCGAUGCAGGUAUCAAGGAUUUUGAUGUUGUUGAGCAAGGGGACGUCGUCGUAUUGCCUGCAUUCGGAGCUGCUGUGGAGGAGAUGUACACACUGAAUGAGAAGAAGGUGCAGAUAGUCGACACAACAUGCCCCUGGGUCUCAAAGGUGUGGAAUAUGGUUGAAAAGCACAAGAAGGGUGACUACACUUCUAUUAUUCAUGGAAAAUACUCCCACGAAGAGACCGUUGCUACUGCUUCUUUUGCGGGGACAUACAUCAUUGUGAAGAACAUAGCAGAGGCUAACUAUGUAUGUGAUUAUGUACUUGGUGGGAGACUUGAUGGUUCUAGCUCCACAAAAGAGGAGUUCCUUGAGAAAUUCAAAAACGCUGUUUCUCCAGGAUUUGAUCCUGAUGUUGACUUAGUGAAAGUUGGUAUCGCCAAUCAAACAACAAUGCUUAAAGGAGAAACUGAAGAAAUUGGGAAGCUUGUUGAGAAGACUAUGAUGCGCAAGUAUGGAGUUGAGAAUGUCAAUGAGCACUUCAUUGCCUUCAACACUAUCUGUGAUGCCACACAGGAAAGACAAGAUGCAAUGUACCAGCUAGUGAAGGAGAAAGUUGAUCUUAUUCUGGUUAUUGGAGGAUGGAACUCCAGUAACACCUCUCAUUUGCAAGAAAUUGGAGAACUCAGUGGAAUUCCAUCUUACUGGAUUGACAGUGAACAAAGGAUUGGACCUGGAAACAAGAUCAGCUACAAGUUAAAUCAUGGUGAGCUUGUCGAGAAGGAAAACUGGUUACCAGAAGGGCCCAUCACAAUCGGAGUUACUUCUGGUGCCUCUACUCCGGACAAGGUUGUUGAGGAUGCGCUACAGAAGGUGUUUGAGAUCAAGCGCCAGGAAGUUUUGCAGGCCGCGUAAAUUUUCAGCAGAUUUGGUCAGGUUAGCUGAUGGCUUGGCGAAGGUUAAUAGAACCAUUGCACAAGCAAUGUAUGUACAGUAGUGAAGAAUGCUACGUGCCUUAGGAGCGCCAUACUAUCGCAAUGUUCUGAGAUUUGCAUAGUUUUAUGGGGGGCAAAUGUUGUAAUCAACUGUCACACGAAGAACUGUUGUAUCGGCUGUAAUAACUUUCUGACCCCAAAAUAACGCUGCAUUAGUAUUUUCUGCAGUAUAAAUAUCACUCAGUUGUUA
Molecule: messenger RNA, 1741 nt
Organism: Oryza brachyantha (malo sina)
Lineage: Eukaryota; Viridiplantae; Streptophyta; Magnoliopsida; Poales; Poaceae
Product: 4-hydroxy-3-methylbut-2-enyl diphosphate reductase, chloroplastic
Exons: 10
Coding region: 92-1471 (459 amino acids)
Biological process (GO): isopentenyl diphosphate biosynthetic process, methylerythritol phosphate pathway; dimethylallyl diphosphate biosynthetic process
Molecular function (GO): metal ion binding; 4-hydroxy-3-methylbut-2-enyl diphosphate reductase activity
Source: RefSeq, a predicted model, not a curated record